AUGCGCAUGCCGGCCGCGUUCAUCGCGGGCAGCCUGGUGCCCCUCGGCUUCGUCGCGAGCCCGAAGGUGUCGCCGGAGGACGGAGCCGUCGUGCGACGGGUCAAGCUCACGCACUACCUGCUCGCCACGCUCGCCAUCUGCAGCGAGCUGCAGUCGAUUAUGUGGGCGACCAUCGCCGCGAACAAGCUCACGGAGGCGAGUCACGCUCCCGCGGCGGGCGUCAUGCAGCUGCUCGAGCGGGACUACCAGCUCGAGUGGAUUGGCUGCAACGUGACCUUCAUGAUCGGGCUCAUCGGCCUAGCCGCCUGCCUGUCGACCUUCGCAUUCGUGGGCUUCGGUGGCGCCCGGCGCGUCGCGCUGUGCUUCAUGGCGGCGUCGAUGAGCAUGAUGGUGAGCAUCAUCAACACUGGCAUCUCGAAGGGGGAUGGCCAGGGCUUCGGAUUUGGCGGGAACUUCUUUGAUCUGGUCGUACUGUACCACAGGCUGCUGAUGGCGCGGGCGCUGGGCGGGCACGGCUUCUUCUGCAUCGCGUCGCUGCUCUUGUACGCUGCAACAGCCGCCCUUGGAGUGCGGGAGCUGCUUCGCACGGGAAAGGAGCAUGCGUAA
Molecule: messenger RNA, 606 nt
Organism: Prorocentrum cordatum
Lineage: Eukaryota; Dinophyceae; Prorocentrales; Prorocentraceae
Source: the annotation of a GenBank genome assembly